Messenger RNA from Nycticebus coucang (slow loris), 1563 nucleotides. It is a transcript of the gene ELP4, whose product is annotated as elongator acetyltransferase complex subunit 4. The coding region runs from base 30 to 1307 and encodes 425 amino acids. Gene Ontology annotation, biological process: tRNA wobble uridine modification. The record is from RefSeq and is a predicted model, not a curated record. Lineage: Eukaryota; Metazoa; Chordata; Mammalia; Primates; Lorisidae. Gene Ontology annotation, cellular component: elongator holoenzyme complex; cytoplasm; transcription elongation factor complex. The transcript has 10 exons.
CCUAUUGGGUCAACACGGGAAUCUCCAAGAUGGCGGCAGAAGCAACCUGCGGCGCUAGCCCUGGGAGUACCGGGACUUUGGCGGCUGCAGCCAGCAGGAGUAACGUCACCAGUUUCCAGUGGAGAGGUCCUAGAGCCGGCGGGGCCGACGGUGGCGGCCCUCGACUCGUGUCCAUUGCGGGCACGCGACCGUCGGUGCGGAAUGGACAGCUGCUAGUAUCAACUGGGCUUCCAGCCCUGGACCAGCUCUUAGGUGGAGGUUUAGCUGUUGGAACAGUUCUUCUAAUCGAAGAGGAUAAAUAUAAUAUUUAUUCACCUUUGCUCUUCAAAUAUUUCCUGGCAGAGGGAAUCAUUAAUGGGCAUACUGUGUUGGUUGCAUCUGCUAAAGAAGACCCUGCUGACAUUUUACAGGAACUUCCAGCACCAUUACUUGAUGACAAUUGUAGAAAAGAACUCAAUGAAGAUGUAUAUGAUCAUAAAACACCAGAAUUUAAUAGUAAGAUGAAAAUAGCUUGGCGUUACCAGAUGUUACCCAAGAUGGAGCAGGUAGGACCAGUAUCAUCUUCAAGAUUUGGUCACUAUUAUGAUACAUCAAAAAGAAUACCACAGGAACUAAUUGAAGCUUCAAAAUGGCAUGGAUUUUUUCUUCCAGAAAAAAUAUCUUCAACUCUUAAAGUAGAACCUGGUUCUUUGACCCAUGGUUACAUAAAGCUGCUUCAGUUUAUCCAGAACAUCGUUUAUGAGGAAGGAUUUGAUGGAUCCAAUCCUCAGAAAAAACAGAAAAACAUUUUAAGAAUAGGAAUUCAGAGUCUUGGCUCACCUUUAUGGGGAGAUGACAUUUUCUGUACGGAAAACUGUGACAACAGUCAUAGCCUUACCAAGUUCCUCUAUGUUCUCCGAGGUCUUCUGCGAACCUCUCUUUCAGUCUGUAUCAUCACAAUGCCAACCCAUUUGAUUCAGAAUAAAGCAGUUAUUGCUCGUGUUACAAACUUGUCAGAUACAGUAGUUGGUCUGGAAUCAUUUAUCGGUUCUGAGAGAGAAACCAACCCUUUAUAUAAAGAUUAUCACGGUCUGAUUCAUAUACGGCAGAUUCCUCGACUUAAUAACUUGAUUUGUGAUGAAUCAGAUGUCAAAGACUUAGCUUUUAAAUUAAAAAGGAAGCUAUUCACCAUUGAGCGACUGCAUUUGCCUCCAGACUUGUCAGACACGGUGAGCCGUUCAAGCAAACAGGAUCUGGCAGAAUCCGCCAAGCGGCUGGGCUCAGGCUGUGGUAUGAUGGCCGGAGGCAAGAAGCACCUGGAUUUCUAGGGAUUCCUCCUUAGUAGUUGCAUCAGAAUUAUAUGACACUCUAAUUAUGAUUGCUAAUAGCUUAUGUAAAUAUUUUUCUUAACAGUUUGACCCUCCAAUCCUUAAAAAACACAGGAUUGAAAAAUCAUUUCUUAAUCCUAUUUUUUAUACAGAAAUAGUGCAUUAGAAAUACUUUUAUUUUAAAAUUUUGCAUUAUGGUAUAUUUAAAGAAAAUAAUUUUAUUUUUAAGUAAAAUGCAAGAAAAGGUCAAAAUCUC